Molecule: messenger RNA, 2589 nt
Organism: Camellia sinensis
Lineage: Eukaryota; Viridiplantae; Streptophyta; Magnoliopsida; Ericales; Theaceae
Source: RefSeq, a predicted model, not a curated record
AUGUCUCCGUUUUUGGCGUUCACAACUGAAGCCAUGAGGCUGUUGGAGGAAGAGCCAUCUUCAGUUGAUAAAGUAAAUUCAAAUAGAGAGAAAGUGCUAGAAAAGAAAGGCAAGACAAAGAAAGGCUUCCCCCAAAUCAUAUGGCUCAAAGAUCAGUGGAGAAAGAGCAAGAAAGAAAAGGAUCAGCAACCAAUGUCUCCGUUUUUGGUGUUUGCAACUGAAGCCAAGAAGCUGUUAGAGGAAGAGCAGGAUCUUCAGUUGACAAAGAAAAAAGAAGAUCCAUUGAAACGAAGAUACCAUCUAUGGGGAGAGAGACAUCUAAUGGAGGCCAGGGCUCAGAGAGAAAAUGGUCUGAAAAGAAAGACCAAGAAGAAGAAGGUUUUCCCCCAAAUCAUGGCUUCAAAGAUCAGUGGAGAAAGAGCAAAAAAGAAAAAGAUCAGCAAGCAAUGUCACGCAUUUUUGGCGUUCACAACUGAAGCCAUGAGGGCUGUUGGGGAAGACAGCAUCUUUCAGUUGAAAAAGAAAAAAAAAAGAUCACUUGAAACGAAAGACAUCUAUGGAGAGACAUUAUGGAGGCAGGAUCAGGAGGAAAAAAAGGAUCCAUUGAAAGCAGAGACAUCUAUGGAGAAGAAGACAUCUAUGGAGGUCCAAGGCUUCAGGCGUUCCACAACUGAAGCCAUGAAGGCUGUUGGAGAAGAGCAGCAUCUUCAGUUAAAAAGUAAAUUCAGAAAUUGGGCAUUAUUUAUCUUUGCUGAGAAAUGUAGGGAAAAUGAAAGACUUUACAAAGGAACGAGAGAGAAGUGUAGAAAGAAAGACAGAAGAAGAAAGGCUUCCCCAAAUCAUCUGGCUCAAAGAUCAGUGGAGAAAGAGCAAGAAAGAAAAGGAUCAGCAGCCAUUGUUUCCGUUUCUGGCGUCACAACUGAAGCCAUGAGCUGUUGGAGAAAGAGCAGCAUCUUCAGUAGAAAAGAAAACAAAGGAUCCGUUGAAACCGAAGACAUCUAUGGAGGCCAGGCUCAGAAUAGAGAGAAAGAGCUAGAAAAGAAAGCAAGACAAGAAAGGCUUCCCCCAAAUCAUAUGGCUCAAAGAUCAGUGGAGAAAGAGCAAGAAAGAAAAGGAUCAGCAACCAAUGUCUCCGUUUUUGGUGUUGCAACUGAAGCCAUGAAGCUAGAGAAAGAGCUAGAAAAGAAAGACAAGAAGAAGAAAGGUUUCCCCCAAAUCAUAUGGCUCAAAGAUCAGUGGAGAAAGAGCAAAAAAGAAAAAGAUCAGCAAGCAAUGUCACCGUUUUUGGCAUUCACAACUGAAGCCAUGAGGCUGUUGGAGGAAGAGCCGCAUCUUCAGUUGACAAAGAAAAAAGAAGAUCCAUUGAAACCGAAGACAUCUAUGGAGGAGGAGACAUCUAAGGAGGCCAGGCUCAGGAAUAGAGAGAAAGAGCUAGAAAAGAAAGACAAGACAAAGAAAGGCUUCCCCCAAAUCAUAUGGCUCAAAGAUCAGCGAAGAAAGGGCAAGAAAGAAAAGGAUCAGGAACCAAUGUCUCCGUAUUUGGCAUUUACAACUGAAUCCAUGAGGCUGUUGGAGGAAGAGCAGCAUCUUCAGUUGACGAAAGAGAAAGAGCUAGAAAAGAAAGACAAGAAGAAGAAAGGUUUCCCCCAAAUCAUAUGGCUCAAAGAUCAGUGGAGAAAGAGCAAAAAAGAAAAAGAUCAGCAAGCAAUGUCACCAUUUUUGGCGUUCACAACUGAAGCCAUGAGGCUGAAAAAAAAAGAUCCAUUGAAACUGAAGACAUCUAUGGUGGAGGAGACAUCUAUGGAGGCCAGGAUCAGGAAUAGAGAGAAAGAGCUAGAAAAGAAAGACAAGACAAAGAAAGGCUUCCCCCAAAUCAUAUGGCUCAAAGAUCAGCGGAGAAAGAGUAACAAAGAAAAUGAUCAGGAACCAAUGUCUCCGUCUUUGGCGUUUACAAAAGAAUCCAUGAGGCUGUUAGAGGAAGAGCAGCAUCUUCAGUUGACAAAAGGAAAAAAAAGAUCCAUUGAAACCGAAGACAUCUAUGGAGAAGAAGACAUCUAUGGAGGCCAGGCUCAGGUAUUAUUUAUCUUUGUUAGAAAUUGGACUUAUUUAUCUUUGCUGAGAAAAUGUAGGGAAAAUGAAGGAGCUUUAGAAAGGAACAGAGAGAAAGAGCUAGAAAAGAAAGACAAGAAGAAGAAAGGCUUCCCCCAAAUCUUAUGGCUCAAAAAUCAGUGGAGAAAAAGCAAGAAAGAAAAGGAUCAGCAACCAAUGUCUUCGUUUUUAGCGUUCACAACUGAAGGCAUGAGGCAGUUGGAAGAAGAGCAGCAUCUUCAGUUAAAAAAAGAGAAAGAGCUAGAAAAGAAAGACAAGAAGAAGAAAGGUUUGCCCCAAAUCAUAUGGCUCAAAGAUCAGUGGAGAAAGAGCAAAAAAGAAAAAGAACAGCAACCAAUGUCUCCGUUUUUGACGUUCACAACUGAAGCCAUGAGGCUGUUGGAGGAAGAGCAACAUCUUCAGUUGAAAAAGAAAAAAAAAGAUCCAUUGAAACGGAAGACAUCUACGGAGGAGGAGACAUCUAUGGAGGCCAGGCUCAGG